CAUCUCCACCACCGUCUGAUGUCUGAUCGCCGAAGCUUAGUGUAGUUGUCGUCACACCACUAUACACUUGAGAAAGUGAGACGAAACAAGCAGCCAAAGUGACCGUCCUCACUCCUAAUCAUAAGCAUAUAAGAUUCACGUGGCCACCCUUUCUCUCUCCCACUAACAUAACACAUAUAUGUACAUACAAACAAACUUAACCAGACCCUGCCAUCCCAACUACUUCCCUAAUCUGCUCUCCCAAUCUUUUGAUUCACCACCUUUCUCACUGAUCUAUACAAACCAACCAAUACUCUCCUCCGACUCCUUACAUGUGCACACUAACCAGUUAGUAUUUCUUCAUUCCAGCUACUUGGAUACAUACCAAAUCGGAGAGAAAUUAAUUAAUUAACCAUGUUUCUCGAAAACAUGUUUGAUUCACAAGCUGCUUUAACAACAAAAUUUAAGCUUCUACUUCAGAUGGCCUGGCCACAAAUAGAGUCGCCUUGUCUGCGAGAGCACGUAAGCAUACUAGUACAACUUGGUUUCCUCGGGAUCUUGUUAUUCUAUUGUCUAGGAAAUUGUGUGGGUAAAGCAUGCAAAAAGACGACAAAAAUCCCUGAUCAAACCCCAGACAAAUACUCUAUUGAAGUUAAACUCAGCCCAGCUUACAAAGCCAGUAUCAUUUCUUCCAUUUUGCUGCUCGGAGUCCAUGUCUCACAGCUAUUACUGCUCCUAAAUGGUCAGGAAACCCAUUGCAAGUCUCAACUUCUAUCAAUGUCCUCUCAAGCCAUGCAAGUAGCAUCAUCCAUCAUCGCAGUGAUUUCAGUAUUCAAGAUCCUGAAUGACAGGUAUCCUAAGUUUCCUUGGAUUCUAAGACUAUGGUGGCUUUGCAGCUUCUUGUUAUCUAUAUCCUGCACAUUUUCAGAUACCUACUCUCAAGUGACAAAACAGGGCCAUCUUACUGCACUAGAUUACACAGACUUCUUUGCUGCCCUCUCAUCCACCUUCUUGUUGGGUGUUGCAAUCCACGGGAAGACGGGAAUAGUGUCCUACUCACCUAAUGGCAUCAGUGAUCCACUUCUUUACGGGAAGACUGAUAAACAUUCUGAAGGAAGACAAAGCGAAUCUCCAUAUGGAAAAGCUACUUUUCUCCAGCUCAUUACCUUCUCCUGGCUCAACCCAUUGUUUGCCGUUGGUGUCAAAAAACCUCUUGAACAGGAUGAAAUCCCAGAUGUUGACACCAAAGAUUCUGCUGGAUUUCUUUCCCCGGCCUUUGAAGAUUGCAUUAACAAGGUUAAGGAGAAAGACAGGACCACAAACCCUUCUAUCUACAAGGCUAUUUUCUUUUUCAUCAGAAAGAAAGCAGCUAUUAAUGCACUAUUUGCAGUUGUCAAUGCUGGAGUAUCAUAUGUUGGCCCUUACCUCAUUGAUGAUUUGGUAAUUUUUCUGACCGAGAAGAAAACCAGGAGCCUAGAGAGUGGUUACCUUCUUGCACUAGCCUUUCUAUGUGCUAAAAUGAUCGAGACAAUAGCACAGAGGCAGUGGAUAUUCGGUGCCCGCCAGUUAGGCCUUCGCCUUAGAGCUGCUUUGAUAUCUCAUAUUUACAAAAAAGGCUUACUUUUGUCAAGCCAAUCCCGCCAAAGUCAUAAUAGUGGAGAGAUCAUUAACUAUAUGAGCGUAGACAUCCAGAGAAUCACAGAUUUCAUAUGGUAUAUGAACGUCAUAUGGAUGUUGCCUAUACAAAUUUCCUUAGCAAUCUUCAUUCUGAAGACAAACCUAGGUUUGGGAUCAUUGGCAGCAUUAGCAGCAACUUUCACAGUGAUGAUGUGCAAUAUACCCAUCACAAGAAUUCAGAAAAGUUACCAAUCUAAGAUCAUGGAAGCCAAGGACAACAGAAUGAAAGCCACUACAGAAGUGCUUCGAAAUAUGAAGGUUCUGAAACUUCAAGCGUGGAACAGUCAUUUCCUCCACAAGCUAGAGAGCCUAAGGCUUACUGAAUAUAAUUGGCUGUGGAAAUCCUUAAGGCUUUCAGCAAUUUCAGCUUUCGUCUUCUGGGGAGCGCCAGCAUUUAUCUCUGUGGUGACAUUUUCGGCAUGCAUGCUAAUGGGAAUUCCACUAACAGCUGGAAGAGUUCUAUCAGCAUUGGCUACCUUCCGCAUGUUGCAGGAUCCCAUUUUUAAUUUACCUGAUUUGCUCUCUGUGAUUGCACAAGGCAAAGUCUCAGCAGAUAGAGUGGCUUCCUACCUCCAAGAAGGUGAAAUUCCGCAGGAUGCCACUGAGUACAUUCCAAUAGAUGAAACAGAGUUUGCGGUUGAGAUUGGUGAGGGGAGAUUCAGCUGGGACCCUGAGUUCAGCAUACCGACCCUUGAUGGAAUACAGUUGAAAGUGAGAAGGGGGAUGAAGGUGGCCAUAUGUGGGACAGUAGGAUCAGGGAAGUCUAGCUUUCUUUCUUGCAUUUUAGGAGAAAUACAGAAACUAUCAGGGACAGUGAAGAUCAGUGGUACAAAGGCUUAUGUUCCUCAAUCUCCAUGGAUACUAACAGGAAAUAUUAGGGAAAAUAUUCUAUUCGGAAAUCGACUUGACAGUGCCAAGUAUUACAGAACGAUAAAAGCAUGUGCUUUACUAAAGGACUUUGAGCUGUUCAAUUGUGGUGACCUCACAGAGAUUGGAGAAAGAGGAAUAAAUAUGAGUGGGGGUCAAAAGCAAAGGAUACAAAUUGCUCGUGCAGUAUACCAGGAUGCCGACAUAUAUCUACUUGAUGAUCCCUUCAGUGCUGUAGAUGCCCAUACAGGCACCCAACUCUUUCAGGAAUGCUUAACGGGAAUUCUAAAAGACAAGACUAUACUUUAUGUUACCCACCAAGUCGAGUUUCUCCCCGCAGCAGACCUCAUUCUGGUGAUGCAAAAUGGAAAAAUAGCCCAAGCUGGAACAUUUGAAGAACUUAUGAAACAAAAUAUAGGAUUUGAAAUUCUCGUGGGUGCUCAUAGCCAGGCCAUAGAGUCGGUUCUUAAAGUUGAAAAGUCAAGAAAAACAUCUCAAAGCCCCGUACCUGAUCAUGACUCCAAUUUGGAUUCCACCUCAAAUGCAAACCUUUCAAGCACACGACAAGACUCAGACCAUGACUUCACUCUAGAGAUAACAGAAAAGGGAGGGAAACUGGUGCAAGAUGAAGAAAGAGAAAAAGGAAGCAUCGGAAAAGAAGUUUACUGGUCAUACUUAACCACUGUGAAACGUGGAGCCUUGGUUCCCAUCAUACUCUUGGCACAGACGUUAUUCCAAGUGUUGCAGAUUGCAAGUAACUACUGGAUGGCAUGGACUUCACCUCCUACAACUGAAAGUGAACCAGUAAUGGGAAUGAACAUAAUAUUACUCGUUUAUGUACUACUUGCCUUUGGAAGUUCAAUCUUUGUACUGAUCCGUGCCACACUAAUAGCAAUAGCAGGGCUUUCAACUGCACAAAAGCUCUUCAAGAACAUGCUGCAUAGUGUAUUCUGGGCGCCAAUGACAUUCUUUGAUUCCACACCGGCUGGACGAAUUUUGAACAGAGCAUCUAUGGAUCAAAGUGUGCUAGACUUGGAAAUGGCAACUAGACUAGGUUGGUGUGCUUUCUCAAUUAUACAGAUAUUAGGAACCAUCGCAGUUAUGUCCCAGGUUGCAUGGGAAGUAUUUGUAAUUUUCAUUCCGGUAACAGCAAUCUGCAUAUGGUACCAACGGUAUUACAUACCAACAGCAAGAGAACUGGCCCGCUUAGCAGGAAUACAGAGAUCUCCAAUUCUUCACCACUUUGCAGAAUCACUAGCAGGAGCAGCCACAAUUCGUGCUUUCGAUCAAGAAGACCGUUUUAUUGAAGCAAACCUUGAUCUCAUAGACAACCACUCAAGGCCAUGGUUUCAUAAUGUAUCAGCAAUGGAAUGGCUUUCCUUCAGAUUGAAUUUACUAUCUAAUUUUGUGUUUGGUUUCUCAUUGGUUUUGCUGGUGACCCUCCCUGAAGGAGUAAUAAGUCCAAGUAUUGCAGGAUUGGCAAUAACAUAUGGAAUUAAUUUAAAUGUUUUGCAAGCUUCAGUGAUCUGGAACAUUUGCAAUGCAGAAAAUAAAAUGAUUUCAGUCGAACGAGUUCUUCAGUACUCAAAUUUAACAAGCGAAGCCCCUCUCUUGAUUGAAGAAUGCAGACCUCCAAACAACUGGCCAGAAGUAGGAGAAAUAUGCUUCAGAAAUUUGGAGAUUCGCUAUGCAGAACAUCUUCCGUCUGUCCUGAAAAACAUCAACUGCACAUUUCCAGGAAGGAAGAAAGUUGGUGUUGUAGGAAGAACAGGGAGUGGGAAAUCAACCCUUACACAAGCCAUUUUUAGAAUUAUAGAAGCCAAAGAGGGAAGAAUUAUAAUUGACAAGGUGGAUAUAUCCAAGAUAGGGCUUCAUGACUUGCGAUCAAGGCUAAGCAUCAUUCCACAGGACCCGACAAUGUUUGAGGGAACAGUGAGAGAAAACCUUGAUCCACUAGGCCAACAUUCUGAUUGUGAAGUAUGGGAGGCUCUGGAUAAAAGUCAGCUGGGUGAUUUGAUGAGAUCAAAGAUUGAUAAGCUGGAUGCGACAGUAAUAGAAAAUGGAGAAAACUGGAGUGUGGGACAGAGACAGCUGUUGUGUCUGGGAAGAGCGCUGCUAAAGAAAAGCAGCAUACUGGUGCUGGAUGAAGCAACAGCAUCGGUGGAUUCAGCGACAGAUGGGGUGAUACAGAGAAUCAUAAGCAAAGAGUUCAGCAACAGGACAGUGGUGACGAUAGCUCACAGAAUACACACGGUGAUAGACAGUGAUCUAGUAUUGGUUCUGAGUGAUGGAAGAAUAGCGGAAUACGACACGCCAGAGAGACUGCUAGAAAGGGAAGACUCAUUCUUCUCAAAACUGAUAAAAGAGUACUCAAUGAGGUCCACAACAGCAACAGCAUCUUAGCAAAUGGACUUUCAAGUUUAGCAGCAGCAGUAGUAGUAGUAGUAGUAUAUUCAUAUCCAGUCCAGGAGGGCAAUUUGUAAGGAAAUGUUAAAGCUGGUAAUUUAGAAUAGAUAACACAAAAGCAUAUCUCUUGUUAUGAAACAAAUAAUGCUCAUAUUAUGCAUACAAGGACAAUAGCAACUCUUAUUCUUAUA
Mercurialis annua (annual mercury) is the source of this 5120-nucleotide messenger RNA. RefSeq names its product putative ABC transporter C family member 15. Gene Ontology annotation, biological process: transmembrane transport. The record is from RefSeq and is a predicted model, not a curated record. Bases 394 to 4926 code for a protein of 1510 amino acids. The transcript is spliced from 11 exons. Gene Ontology annotation, cellular component: plant-type vacuole; vacuolar membrane. Lineage: Eukaryota; Viridiplantae; Streptophyta; Magnoliopsida; Malpighiales; Euphorbiaceae. Gene Ontology annotation, molecular function: ABC-type transporter activity; ATP binding; ATP hydrolysis activity.